AUGAUGAGGGCAUUGGAGGAGAAGAUGUGCCAGGAGGCCAUAGAGGCGCCGAAAGUGGCCAUGGAAGCUCGAAUAAGUGCGCUUGAAGGACAGCUUGGAGAAACAAGGAGGGAGCUUGAGGAGACAAGGAAGGGGCUUGAGGAGGCUGAGAGUAGGAGAGCAGUGGAGUCAAAAGAAGAGAGAUUUUGGAUGGAGGAGAAAGAACGAGAGGUGAUGAACGUGAAGGAGUUGGGAGCAGCAGUCAAGGAAGAGUUGUUAGCAGCUGUGAACGGGGAGUUGGAAUCAGUCAAAGGGGAGUUAGUGGGGGAGCUAGUAGCAGUGAAGGAAGAGUUGGUGGCAGUUAAGGGGGGAAUGAUAGCAAUCAAAGAAGAGUUGGUUGAGAUUCUCAUCGAAAGGCGUUAUCUGUCGUUAGGCGUCGUCGAUUUCGUCACUUCGAUAUUCGGAAUGAGGGGAGACAACGAUGGUGUUGGGAGUCCAUCAGAGCACCAAGCGGGAACCGACGGGCUGGUGCUGGCGAUGGAGAUGAGGCUGAGGGCGUUGGAAGGGCAGCUGGAGGAGACACGGAGGGGACUGGAGGAGGCUGAGAGGCGCAGGGCAGAGCAGACGUUGUUAGUGAGAGGGGAAACAUUAGCAGUGCGAGGGGAGCUGGUGGCGGUGAAGGGGGAACUGGUUACAACAAGGGGAGAGCUGGGGACAGUAAAGGGAGAGCUAGGGACAGUAAAGGGAGAGCUGGCGACAGUGAAGGGAGAGCUAGGGACAGUAAAGGGAGAGCUGGCGACAGUGAAGGGAGAGCUGGUGGCGGUGAAGGGGGAGCUGGUGACUGUAAGGGGAGAGCUGGGGACGUUAAAGGGAGAGUUUGAGACAGUAAAGGGAGAGCUGGCGACAGUGAAGGGAGGGUGGAUUGAAGUGAAAAAAGAGUUGGUUGAAGAGAAGGAAACGCCGGGCACGGAGAGGGAGGUGCAGCGAUCGAGGAAAAGAGCGAAUUUGGACGAGGCAGCAGCGCCGUGCCCGGCACCGACGCAUCUCGAUACAAGGCUGGAUGUGAAAGGCCUCUCUGGCCUCUCAGACUCCUACCUUCGCCACGUGGCCACCAUGACUCACCUCAAGCACGUGCACAUAGACGGCGCAUCAGGGUUCACAUCUAGAGGGAUCAAGUGCCUCUACUCACUGCCGCAGCUGGAGGGGUUGGAGCUGAAGGGUAGUGUUGUCACCGACAGCACCCUGGAUGACAUUGAAAGGGCACGCUCCCUGAAGUUCCUCUACCUUAACCGCACAGAUGUGACUGAUUCUGGCCUGAUGCACUUGACAUGUCUCACUUCCCUCAAGACCUUGAUCUUUUACAAAUGCGAGCGGGUUACUUGUGCUGGCAUGGUGCACGUGGGGAGAAUCACAAGCCUUGAGGAGCUGUAUCUUAACCGCAGUGGAGUGAAGGACCACGGACUUCGGUUUCUGACACCAUUAACUCGGCUCAGGAUGCUCAUCCUCCCAAGUACGAUCACUGAUGCUGGCAUGGAGCACAUCCAACACCUAUCCGCCCUUGAGGGGUUGGAUUUCUCUAGUUCGAAAUUGACAGAAGAAGUGUUUGGACUAAUUUGUUGGAUAUUGAUCGAAAUGAGGGGAGACCAGGGGGGUGUCGGGAGUCCAUCAGGGCACCAGGCGGAAACCGACGGGCUGGUGGUGGCGAUGGAGAUGAGGCUGAGGGCGCUGGAAGGGCAGCUGGAGGAGACACGGAGGGGACUGGAGGAGGCUGAGAGGAGAAGGGCAGAGGAGGUGUUAAUAGUGAGAGAAGAGCUGGUGGCGGUAAAGGGGGAACUUGUUACAGCAAGGGAUGAGCUGGCGACAGUGAAGGGAGAGAUGGAGACAGUAAAGGGAGAGAUGGGGACAGUAAAGGGAGAGUUGGGGACAGUAAAGGGAGAGUUGGUUACAGUGAAGGGAGAGCUGGCGGCAGUGAAGGGAGAGCUGGCGACAGUAAAGGGUGAGCUGGCGACAGUCAAGAGUGAGCUGGGGACAAUGAAAGUGGCGCCUGGGGAAGGAGGGUCGGUGGAAGUGAAAAGGGAGUUGGUUGAACAGGCGGACUGCUUGUUGAAAGUGGAGGAGGAAACGGUGGGCAUGGAGGGGGAGGUGCAGAGGUCCAGGAAAAGAGGGAAUGAGGCAGCAGCGAUGCCGUGCCCGGCACCAAAGCGUCUCGAUACAACUCUGGAUCUGAAGGGCCUGUCUGGCCUCUCAGAUGCCCUCCUCGGUCACGUUUCCACCAUGACCCAUCUCAAGCACGUGCACAUUGAUGGGUCAUCAGAGUUCACAUCUGAAGGCAUCAAGUGCCUCUACUCCCUGCCACAACUGGAGCGCCUAGAGCUGAAAGGCAGCGUGGUCACUGACAGCACCCUGGAUGGCAUUGGGAGGGUACGGACUCUGAAAUUUCUCUACCUCAACCGCACUGAGGUGACUGAUUCUGGGUUGGUGCACUUGACGUGCCUCACUUUCCUCAAAACUUUGAUAUUGUACAAGUGCUGGAAGGUGACAUGUUUUGGCAUGGUGCACGUGGGGAGGAUGACAAGCCUCGAGGAGCUGUAUCUGUUCGGAAGCGGAGUAAAAGACAAUGGGCUGCGAUUUCUGGCACCUUUGAGCAAGCUCAAGAUGCUCAUCUCCCGGAUACGAUCACUGAUGCUGGUAUGGAGCACAUCCAAUGUCUAA
Molecule: messenger RNA, 2691 nt
Organism: Closterium sp. Yama58-4
Lineage: Eukaryota; Viridiplantae; Streptophyta; Zygnematophyceae; Desmidiales; Closteriaceae
Source: the annotation of a GenBank genome assembly